Molecule: messenger RNA, 4119 nt
Organism: Choloepus didactylus (southern two-toed sloth)
Lineage: Eukaryota; Metazoa; Chordata; Mammalia; Pilosa; Megalonychidae
Gene: CELF5
Product: CUGBP Elav-like family member 5
Exons: 13
Coding region: 15-1478 (487 amino acids)
Biological process (GO): regulation of alternative mRNA splicing, via spliceosome; mRNA splice site recognition
Cellular component (GO): nucleus; ribonucleoprotein complex; cytoplasm
Molecular function (GO): mRNA binding
Source: RefSeq, a predicted model, not a curated record
GCCGCCCGCCCGCCAUGGCCCGCCUGACGGAGAGCGAGGCGCGCCGGCAGCAGCCGCAGCUCCUGCAGCCGCGGCCCUCGCCGGUGGGCAGCAGCGGGCCCGAGCCCCCCGGGGGGCAGCCCGACGGCACCAAGGACCUGGACGCCAUCAAGCUCUUCGUGGGCCAGAUCCCCCGCAACCUGGACGAGAAGGACCUCAAGCCGCUCUUCGAGCAGUUCGGCCGCAUCUACGAGCUGACGGUGCUGAAGGACCCCUACACCGGCUUGCACAUAAAGGUGGGGGGCUGUGCCUUCCUCACCUACUGUGCCAGGGAUUCCGCCAUCAAAGCGCAGACUGCCCUGCACGAACAGAAGACCCUGCCUGGGAUGGCGCGGCCAAUCCAGGUGAAGCCUGCUGACAGUGAAAGCCGCGGAGGGGACCGGAAGCUGUUUGUGGGGAUGCUGAACAAGCAGCAGUCGGAGGAAGAUGUGCUGCGGCUGUUCCAGCCCUUUGGGGUCAUCGACGAGUGCACUGUGCUCCGCGGGCCCGAUGGCAGCAGCAAAGGCUGUGCCUUCGUGAAGUUCUCCUCUCACACGGAGGCCCAGGCGGCCAUCCAUGCCCUGCAUGGCAGCCAGACCAUGCCGGGCGCCUCCUCCAGCCUGGUGGUCAAGUUCGCCGACACGGACAAGGAGCGGACGCUGCGCCGCAUGCAGCAGAUGGUGGGCCAGCUGGGCAUCCUGACGCCCUCGCUCACGCUGCCCUUCAGCCCUUACAGUGCUUACGCCCAGGCCCUCAUGCAGCAGCAGACGACAGUCCUGUCCACCUCGGGCAGCUACCUGAGCCCCGGCGUGGCCUUCUCACCCUGCCACAUCCAGCAGAUUGGCGCCGUCAGCCUUAACGGGCUGCCCGCCACGCCCAUUGCCCCUGCCUCUGGGCUGCACUCGCCCCCGCUGCUCGGCACUGCCGCUGUGCCCGGCCUGGUGGCACCCAUCACCAACGGCUUUGCAGGGGUCGUGCCCUUUCCUAGUGGGCACCCCGCCCUGGAGACCGUCUAUGCCAAUGGCCUCGUGCCCUACCCAGCUCAGAGCCCCACGGUGGCCGAGACGCUCCACCCUGCCUUUUCCGGAGUCCAGCAGUACACAGCCAUGUACCCCACCGCGGCCAUCACGCCCAUCGCGCACAGCGUGCCCCAGCCGCCGCCCCUCCUGCAGCAGCAGCAGCGAGAAGGUCCCGAAGGCUGUAACCUGUUUAUCUACCACCUCCCCCAGGAGUUUGGAGACACGGAGCUGACGCAGAUGUUCCUGCCCUUCGGCAAUAUCAUCUCCUCCAAGGUGUUUAUGGACCGAGCCACCAACCAGAGCAAGUGUUUCGGCUUCGUGAGCUUUGACAACCCGGGCAGCGCGCAGACCGCCAUCCAGGCCAUGAACGGCUUUCAGAUCGGCAUGAAGAGACUCAAAGUGCAGCUGAAGCGGCCCAAAGACCCCGGACACCCCUACUGACCGCGCCCACCGCCGCCCUGAGGCUGCGGGUCUGGCCCAGAGGCCGCCGGAAGGAUCUAACCAGGAGCCCAAGUGGGAGCCGGUCACCCAAAAAGCUCUCAAUAACUCGUUCUGAUUUUUUUUUUUUAUCAUCAUCGUCAUCACCCAAUAUCCUCCUCUCCUGGGGUUUGGCACGAAGUGGGUGCCCAGUUAGAGGCCGCUGGUACUUUUCAGGCCACACCGGGUCAACCUUCAGAGACACGAGCGUUUUUCAUUGCAUGAUUCGUGCAUCCUGAGAAUGCACCUAUGGACUCUCCCCCAAAUGGAAGCAAAAACGAGAGCCACCGCUUUGCAGUCUGCACACUUUUGACGCUCAACCAGCAAAUCCUUACUGAGCAUCUACGGUGUUGGGCCAGGGAUGGGUCCCUGUGUCUGGGGACGCCGUGGAAAAUCAACGGAGCCAGGGAGAAAUUGUUGCACCUUCCUGGAGCUCAAACUGCAGGGGAGGGAAGACAGAAAACUAGCAUCGGUGUUUGUCCCCUGUUUUCUAGAGGAGCAAACAGGGUCAGCAACUUAAGUCACUCGAAGCCAGGUGUGUCGGCCUCCAAACCUGGGACCCUGUUCUUUCUGAAAAGAUGGGGGGCUCGUGGCUUCCCAGACCCCGGCCCGGCUGGGGCAGGGGUGGGCAGGGAUGGGGUGGCCUCUGCCUGAGCACCCCGCCAUCCCUGCUCCCCUAAUGCCCUUCCCUUCUCUACCAGGGUUUCCCGCUUCCAACCGAUCCAGGAAUUUUCCAUAAAUUUCAUCCGUGUUUGGACACCAGCCCUUCCCCCACUUUCCCCUUGCCCCCCACCCCAAAAUGCAAAACAGUACCGAAGUCCACCUCAAGUGGGAAGUGGGCUAUGUGAGCUGCCCUGUUGAGGGGUAGGUGGGGGGCUGAGGGGUUCACCACCAUCACCCCCCUCCCAACCUUGGCAGCCCCCCAACAAAACGCCACUUUUCCUAUAUAUAUAUAUGCAUAUAUAUAUAGAGCUAUAUACAGUAUAUAUAUUUUUUGAGUAUGAAUCAUGGGACCAAACUUUUCCGACUUCCUUCCAUCCGAGAGGGGGUGACCCUGGGCUGCUCACAUGGUGGGGACAUAGGAGAGGCUGCGACCCCAGCCCGGUGCCCUCCCCCCAUACCCCCACCCCACUUCCCUGUUGGCACGUCGAACCAGGGCUCUGGAGAAGCCCGGAAAAUCCAAAUACGAUAUACCUCCAGGACUUCAGCCCCUGCCACCGACGACCCACGCGAGCCGUGGGACUCGGCCAGCUUGCGUGUUCCCCAUCCCAGCUGCAGCUUCCAGAACCUUCUCUACCCCCCACGGCCAUACCUUCCCCCGGAUGGAUGUAGGCACAAAACAUUUAAAAAGACCCUCUGGCUUCCCCCAGCCCAUCUCCAGCCCACCCGCCUCCCCGUCAUAGCCUUACUUGUGUGACCAGUAGCCCUUAGCUUUGCGUCGGGGGCAGACAGGAUUGGGGGGCAGCCCCCCCACCCCCGGCCCUCACUGCCCCUCACCAAGGGCAGACGUCAUCUUCCCUGCCUUGGAAUCACCAGCCUCGAAUUUAAGGUCUGAUGACCAGAAUCGCCAAGCGUGUUGGGCGAACCCAACCUGUACUGGCUGAACCCCAUUUUCAGAGACAGUAAACCUCGAUACCUCUUCAGAUAUUAUUAUUAUUAUUAUUUUUUUUUUUUUUUGGUCUUUCUGAGCAGGAACAAAGAAGAAAACAGAAGGACAAAAAAAGGGAAAAAAAGUUCAAAUGACAAUGGAUGUUUGUUUCCUAGUUGGGGGGAGGGAGUGUAUUUGUGGGGUGCCGCUGUCUGCCCAAACUGUGGUAACCCGCCUCGAAGCACAGAGUCAAGUUCUUUUGAUGUCCCCGUCGGGCCUCUUUGCCAAAGGAGGCGCCAGAUGAUUUAAUAAGCUCAAAAAGAAAAAAAAAAAAAAUUUAAACACACACACAAACACACAAAAAAAACAAAAACAGCAGUCCCUUUUGUUUCUGCCAAAAUGUGUUGACUGACCCGUAAAAAAAAAAAAAAAAAUAUGAAAAAAGAAAAAAAAAGGAAAAAGAAAAAAAAAAUUCUUCCAACCAACUCGUUUCGAUAUUCCAGAGUUUGAUAAUUGUUCCAAGACACUCCUAUUUGCGUGCGUGGGUCCGUAAGUCUGCGUGCGUGCAUGUGCCAAGGGGCUCCGUUUAGCCCCCCAUCUGGUCCACUCGAGAGCGUGUGCUGCUAUGGAAUUUGGAGUUUUUCUGGUCCAUGUUUACUGGCUGUAAAUAUCAUUUUUAUACUCCACGUCGAAAACCUGCGUGAUUUGUACAAUGUACUUUAUUUCUGCUACGAGUCAAUUUCAUGACGUUUCAACUUGCAAACCGGAUUUCAGACACACGCACUCACACAAACACACACGAGAAAGAAGAAAAAAAAAAAGAAGAAGAGGACUUGGAGGGAACGUGGGGGUUGACUUGGUUUGAAUUUCGUGUCCAGGAAGAUUUCCUGGGACCGGAGAAAUUCUUGUCACUGUUGUGUGCUUCUCGCUGUUGUGAGAAGUAUCUUAAUGUCCAAAAUGCCUCUCUUUGGUCUGAAGACACCGAAAGUUUAUUUAAUAAAAGUUUUACUUGCUAAA